AAUUUUUUGUGUUAAUAGAAAACAAUCCCAAAUUACCCUUUUUAAUUGGAAAAAUACUCAUUCCUAAAUUCUUCCCUUUUAUUCCAACCAUCCAAAAAAAAAACAAAACAGAGAGGAAAAAAUUGUUUCUGGGUUGGUGAAGCAUUCCUCGUUUGUUUGUUUCGUCACACGCUAUUCCAACAGGGCUGUCUUCUCAAAACGACAUCGUCUUUCUGUCGUUGACGUUGACAGCCCAAUUCGGUAACCAUUUUCACAUUCAGGUACCAAUUCAAUAGAAUAUUCUUAUAAUUAUUCUUUGCUUUGCGUAUUCUUUAUCAAUUGUUGCGUUUCUCCUAAUUAAUUGGGUUCGAAUUAUACCCUCAUCAACCCUUGAUUUUUUUUCUUCUAUUGGGAUCUAUCUGUUUACCCUAAAGCAUUCAACUUUGCAAUCAAUAUUCGUUUUUCCACUUGAUUUUCAUUCUGGGUCUUGCCAAUUUCAUUCAAUUUGUGAUAUUAUUAAGGGUUAAAGGUUUCUGCAAUGAGUUAUUUUUCUGGACCAAUUCAGAGACCCCUUGUGGCUGCUGCUGCUGUUGCGGUCGCUUCUUUCUCUACUGAUGCGUCUGAUAAAUUUUCAUUCCUUGGAUCGUCUCGUGAUUGUUCCACUUCCAAUUUGGAAUGUUCUUCCAGUUUUAGCUCUUUGCGGGAAUCACAUUCUUUGUUUGUUUCUAGUGUUUCUGAUUCAAAACUUGCUGAGUUAUCUUUUGUGAACAAAAUUCGGGUUCCUGUUCCUAAUGUGAAGUUUCGGGUUCCGGUUUCGGGGUCGAAUUUGUAUAAUUCUUCUUCGGUUGCUUCGUCGCCGGCUUCAUUGCCGGUUGUUCAGAGUUUGUAUCGUUCGGCUGAAUUGACUAGGUUUUCGAGGUCGUCGUUGCCUGGUUGUUCAAGUGGUGUUUCAGGUUCGACUAAUGAGUUUGCGUAUAAAUGGCAUUUGCCUGAACCCAAUACUAUCGGUGGUUUAUCUGCGAAAUCGAAGACUGUGGUGGUUUUGCUUGGAUGGUUAGGUGCAAAGCAGAAACAUUUGAAGAAGUAUGCGGAAUGGUAUACUUCUAAAGGAUAUCAUGUCAUUACCUUUACGUUUCCGAUGGCGGAGGUAAUGAGUUAUCAGCCUGGAGGAAAAGCGGAGCAAAACGUUCACAUGCUUGUGGAUCACUUGGCUGAUUGGUUAGAAGAGGAGAAUGAAAAGAAUCUUAUGUUCCAUACUUUCAGCAACACUGGAUGGUUAACGUAUGGUGUUAUUUUAGAACGGUUUCAAAAGCAAGACCCUUCUUUGAUGGAAAAGAUUAGGGGCUGCAUUGUAGAUUCUGCACCUGUUGCAAAUCCUGACCCACAGGUCUGGGCCUCAGGUUUCUCUGCAGCAUUUCUCAAGAAGAAUAGCAUAGCAACAAAAGGACGUGUAUCCGCCAACGAGUCUGGCAUUAAAGUAUCAAUUGGCAGCAAUGAAGAUUUAGGACUAAAACCUGCAGCAACAGAAGCAGCUUUGCUGUUAAUACUAACGAAAUUUUUUGAGGUCGUUCUGCAUCUCCCUGCAGUGAAUAGGAGGCUCUCUGAUGUUUUGAGCAUGUUAUCUACAAAGCAACCAGGUUGUCCACAAUUGUACAUGUAUAGCUCUGCGGACAGAGUUAUUCCUGCCGAUUCAGUGGAGUCGUUUGUCGAUGCACAGCGUAAGGCUGGACAUGAUGUGAGGGCUUGCAAUUUUGUCUCUUCACCUCAUGUUGACCACUUUCGAAAUGACCCAAAAAUGUAUACUUCUCAGCUCAAUCAGUUUUUAGAGGAGUGUGUUGUUGACAGUUGUAAAACUCAUUAAUUCAUUGUUUGGCUCACUUAUACAUACAGCAUAUAGUUUUCAAUUUUUUUAAAAUUAGCUUUUAGAAUAGUCAUUCCAUUCAUUGAUGAUGGUUAAGAUUUUUAAAAGUCCACCCUAUUAGGGGAUCAUAUUGUUCACUGUUAAUUUAUCACCAAUUCAUUCCAUAUUGUUCGAUCUGUUA
Messenger RNA from Lathyrus oleraceus (garden pea), 2021 nucleotides. RefSeq lists its product as uncharacterized. The transcript has 4 exons. Lineage: Eukaryota; Viridiplantae; Streptophyta; Magnoliopsida; Fabales; Fabaceae. The record is from RefSeq and is a predicted model, not a curated record. Bases 518 to 1840 code for a protein of 440 amino acids.